AGAGAAUCUUGAUAACUACUCCUUUCAAUAGCCUGUUUGCUCUUGUCUGAAAUAUCCUACACUGGUGAUAAAUCAAUUUCACGUUUGACCAACGAUGCAACGACAAUCCCAACGACAGCGACAGCUGAAUACAACCGGCACAAGUACGACAACUUCAGAGUCGGACUCAACAAUAGCAAACUUUCCGCAUACCCUGCGGCUUCGAGGCGAAAGCACUGCUUAUCAGAACGAAAGUACAGAGACCCAACAACAACAGGGACAAGACGGGUCUACAUCCCAUCGCGUGAGGUGGGAUGAGAAUGUAAUUAAUAAUGAGGGUAUGGGGAAAAAGAGUUCAAAAGUAUGCUGCAUAUAUCAUAGACCUCGAGCCGUGGACGAAAGUAGUUCCGAGUCUGAGUCGUCGUCUAGCUCAGAUGACUCGGAUACCGAUGAUGAUAACGAUAUGCGCGCUACGAGAAGAUCCGGUCGGCGACAAGGAUGUGAUCAUGAUGGCCAUGAGCAUGAAUACGAUCAUGACCAUGGAAUUAAGAAAGUCAGGAGGAAGAGGAGGCCGAGUCCGAAUGCUUAUGAGAGGCAGCCCAAGAACGAGCAGAAGCCUACGCAACAACCUAAGGCUGAGUAAUGGAGCAAUGUUGAAGAAGAGAAUAAAGCAAUGGUGGCUACAUUGUUAUUAUGAACUACAGACUUCUAGCUAUAAGAUAUAAUACCUUAUGGAAACAGCACGACGCAAGACACAAUUGGCGGGUAUAUAUCCUUUUCAAACCGAGCCAUUCUACACUCUUUUCUCCUCAAAACUCCGACCAUUCUGAUGAAAGACAAACAGACAUUCGAGCAACAACAGUUGAGAAACACAGUCAUACAAUAAUCAACCUAUACCAUCAUACUCCGUCUUCUUGCCGAAACACGUUGACCUCGCUUGGCUGGCAGAAUACUGCUCUCUUCCGUGAGAGCUCGUGUCGUUUUGGCUCUCGUUCCUUCGAUAUGCUUGAAAGAAUCCUCCAAACUAUCGUCGUGGGAUUCACUAUCAAUCUCGAAUGUCUCAUCAUCUAAAUUGGGCUUUUCGCGGUCAGAAACUGCAGGGUUUGAGGAAUGUCGGCGAGAUUGCGAAUUAGGAUUGGCUGACCGUCGCCGUGUUUGCGCUUGUGUAGUAUUAUUGGUAGUGAUGCUCUUGUCGGCCGAAGGGCUCAACAUGGCGCUUGAGUUGUGGACUUGACCAUCCUGCUUCGAAUCUAAUCCACACUCUGGAUCGUCCAGUCGUAGAAUAUCAUUUGUGCUCGCGGAUAAUGUCCUUCGUUUUCUCUUUGUUACCAUGUGCUUUGGUAACUCACCAAUUCCUUGGGUUGUGGUAGUCGCAGCCUUAUUGUCAAUAGACGAUUCGUUUUCUUCGGGGAUGUUGUUCAAUGUCGACUUGUCGGGAUCGUACUCUUGACCACUCGUGCCCGUGACAGUAGUAGAAGAACGUCGUCCACCUGCAAUUAUCACUGCAUCUACAAGCUCAUUCGUAGCUCUUCGCAUCUUGUCACGCAAAUUCGGCUCUGCG
Messenger RNA from Talaromyces stipitatus ATCC 10500, 1540 nucleotides. Its product is annotated as ppp1r11-prov protein, putative. The record is from RefSeq and is a predicted model, not a curated record. The coding region runs from base 95 to 622 and encodes 175 amino acids. Gene Ontology annotation, molecular function: protein phosphatase 1 binding; protein serine/threonine phosphatase inhibitor activity. Gene Ontology annotation, cellular component: nucleus. The transcript has 2 exons. Lineage: Eukaryota; Fungi; Ascomycota; Eurotiomycetes; Eurotiales; Trichocomaceae.